AGGCCAGUCUACAAAUUAAGAUGGCUGCAGCGAGCGGGAGAAGCGCAUUGGCACUCGUCUCCGUCGUCGUCGUCGCCCUCCUCUCGCCACCAGCAGCAGCUCAUGAGUUGUCCGUGGACUUCCACGCGGCGUCAUGCCCGCAGUUGAUGCCCAUUGUGCGCUCCUCCGUGCAGGCGGCGCUCCAGCAGGAGAUCGCCCUCGCCGCCGGCCUCCUCCGCAUCUUCUUCCACGACUGCUUCCCGCAGGGGUGCGACGCGUCGGUGUAUCUGAGGGGAGGCACAAGCUCGGAGCAGGGCAUGGGGCCUAACCUCACCCUACAGCCGCGGGCGCUGCAGCUGGUGGAGGACAUCCGCGCCAAGGUGCACGCGGCAUGCGGACCCACCGUCUCCUGCGCCGACAUCUCCGCGCUCGCCACCCGCGACGCCGUCGUCCUCUCCGGGGGCCCCUCCUACGAGCCCUCCCUCGGCCAGCAAGACAGCCUCACCCCGGCCUCGGGGAACCUGGUCGGCGAUCUCCCGGGGCCGAACACCGCCAGCGUCCAGGAACUCCUCGACCUAUUCGGCAGCAGGGGCCUGGCAGAGGCCGCCGACCUGGUGGCGCUCUCCGGCGGCCACACCGUCGGGAGGGCACGCUGCGACUUCUUCCAGGACCGGGCGAUGCGGCGAGACGACACCUUCUCCAAGAAGCUGGCGGUGAACUGCAGCAAGGACCCCAACCGGCUGCAGAACCUGGACGUGAUCACGCCCGACGCCUUCGACAACGCCUACUACAUUGCGCUCACCAACAACCAGGGCGUCUUCACCUCCGACAUGGCGCUCGUCAAGGACCCCAAAACCAGGCCCAUCGUCCGCCAGUUCGCCGCCGACAAGGCCGCAUUCUUCACCCAGUUCGCCAAGUCCAUGGUCAAGCUCAGCCAGGUCCCGAGGCUCGACGGGAACCGAGGCGAGAUCCGCCGCAGCUGCUUCAGGACCAACGGCCAGAGCCUCGUCGACGCCACCGCCACCGACGACGCCCAGGGCUUCGCCGCUUCUGCUUGAUACGUAGAUUUAUCGCACUCUGUCGCGGCCGUCCGUCGUCGUUAUCGACAAAUUAGCUAGGGACCUACGUGCUAAUUGACGCAAAGCUAGCUAGCUAGCUUAGCUUAAUUAUCUUAAUUACUGUACUGUAGUCGAUCUGUUUGGUCUGCAGGGCUUGUGCCUUGCCUCUUUGUAUGUUCCCUUACGGCCGUGCAAUAAAAACACUACUCUUUAUCUUUCAAAACGACACCACAUCAUUUCAA
This is a messenger RNA of Oryza brachyantha (malo sina), 1279 nucleotides long. RefSeq names its product cationic peroxidase SPC4-like. Gene Ontology annotation, biological process: hydrogen peroxide catabolic process; response to oxidative stress. Lineage: Eukaryota; Viridiplantae; Streptophyta; Magnoliopsida; Poales; Poaceae. The transcript has a single exon. The record is from RefSeq and is a predicted model, not a curated record. The coding region runs from base 21 to 1037 and encodes 338 amino acids. Gene Ontology annotation, molecular function: peroxidase activity; heme binding.